This is a messenger RNA of Cottoperca gobio, 3316 nucleotides long. It is a transcript of the gene lmx1al, whose product is annotated as LIM homeobox transcription factor 1, alpha-like. The record is from RefSeq and is a predicted model, not a curated record. Gene Ontology annotation, biological process: regulation of transcription by RNA polymerase II; neuron differentiation. Gene Ontology annotation, cellular component: nucleus. The transcript is spliced from 9 exons. Gene Ontology annotation, molecular function: RNA polymerase II transcription regulatory region sequence-specific DNA binding; DNA-binding transcription factor activity, RNA polymerase II-specific. The coding region runs from base 586 to 1818 and encodes 410 amino acids. NCBI's taxonomy places the organism in Eukaryota, Metazoa, Chordata, Actinopteri, Perciformes, Bovichtidae.
CAGUUUAUAUGGUAAUGACAUAUAAAGUGAGGCAACAUUUUCUAAUGUCUAGAAGGAAUCAUGGUUGUCUAUAACUCUUCUCUUCUUCAUUUGCCUUUGUCUUUUCGAUAAUAGGCUCUUUCUCCAGAAUCAGGACAGUUUAAGCAUGUAAUAACAUUUUUUAACGUAAUUAUAGAUUCCAGUUUCCCCUGUGGAGGGAGAUGAAUGUCUCACCGCAAGUCUUUUCACGUAUCAACUGCGCCCUGCAAAGUCUUCGUCUAACCUUGAACACAAAUGCAAAAGAUCAUCCUCGUCUGAGUUAUCAAUAGGCUGCAUCAUCGCUCAUCUUCCCCUCAUCAUCUUCCGCACCUUCUCCCUCCCUCCUUGUCUGUCCAUCUCCUCCCUCUGCGCCUUUUUACGCACAAAACAAGUCAGAGCGCACACACGGCUGGCGGUGAAAACGGGAGAGACAAUAGACACUAGUUUGGGUCAUCAUGGUAUUUGGAUUUUUACCGUAGGCAACAUGCGCGCCGGACUGUGAGAUACAGGUGAACAAUCUGUGAACGCGUCUGUUCAUUUACUGGCCGAAAGUUUCUCCAGGUUUUAAUGUUGCCAACCGAGAUUUCAGGAGGAGUGUGCUUCACCUCAAGCGAUCACAUUGAGGGAAGGAGAGAAGGGAUGAAAACAGAGGAAAGCCCGCAACCCUGUCAGCAGCAGCCUCCAUCCUCAACGCCUUUUGGUCCGGAGUACAGGGGAGGGGGAGAGGUGUGCGCGGGCUGCGAGUCUCCAAUCGCCGACCGCUUCCUACUGCGCGUGAACGAGCGCUCCUGGCACGAGACCUGCGUCAAGUGCGCCGUGUGUUUGAGCGCACUCACCGGGACCUGUUACUGCAGGGACCGCCUGCUGUACUGCAAACACGACUAUGAAAAGCUGUUUGUAAGGAAGUGCAGCGCCUGCCUGCAGGUAAUUGGACGUUCGGAGCUGAUAAUGCGUGUGCUAGGCCAGGUGUACCACCUGGGCUGCUUCACUUGCUGUGAGUGUGAACGCCGGCUGCAAAGAGGUGAUGAGUUUGUGCUGAAAGAAGGCCAGCUGCUCUGCCGCAUGGACUAUGAGAAGGAGAGAGAAAUGUUGGCUGCUAUAAGUCCCACACCAACUGAAUCAGUGAAAAGUGAGGAUGAGGACGGUGGAGGAGGCUCUGGCGGGGGGAAAGGUGGUGAGGAAGGCAAGGAGCACAAGCGUUCAAAACGACCACGCACCAUCUUGACCACUCAGCAGCGCCGUGCUUUCAAGGCCUCCUUUGAAGUGUCUGCUAAGCCUUGCCGCAAGGUGAGAGAGACACUGGCUGCUGAGACUGGACUGACAGUGCGUGUUGUGCAGGUGUGGUUUCAAAACCAGAGAGCCAAGAUGAAAAAGAUAGCUCGCAGACAGCAGCAACAGCAGCAGCAGCAGCAGGAACAAGAGCAGCUGGGGGGGACCAGGAGAGGACCAAGUAGAGGGGGCCGCCAGAGCAAUGACGACAGUGAGGACGGCUCUAGUACCCAUGGUAUGGAUGGGAUGCUGGUAUAUCCCUCUCUGCCCCGUCAGCAGCUACUCACUCUGGACCCCAACAUCUACGGUGGAGAGCCAUUUCGACAUGGGCUCACACCGCCUCAGCUAAACAACGAGCAGCUCCACUCUUAUGACUCAGAGACAGUGUUCCAUGACCUGGACAGCGAUGGAAGUCUCGGUCACCUUGGAGACUGCCUCUUGGCAACAGGGGACGGCAGUCUCCUGCCAGGGCGAGUGGGAAACCCCAUUGACCGCCUCUACUCCAUGCAGAACUCCUACUUCACCUCCUGACCCUUAUAAACUAUCACCCUUCCCUCUCCUGUUCCACCUUUCACCUCGGAGAUGCAGCUAAUGGAGUCCGUCCAUCAACAUGCCUGUGGGACUACAGCCUACACCCAAACACACUUCUGAGCUUUUAUCACAGGCCAAAAUUAUCACAAGCCAGGCAUGUCAUAAUAUCACUUUGCAGCAGAUUAGCGUUAUAUUUCCACCAUCUUUCCUUGAUAUGAAUCACAUGCUGGAAAUACAGACACUGUAAAUGUCCAAGGUAUGUAAAAAGACCUCAAUUUCUCUUGUUGUAUUUAUGUAAUGUUCAAUGAAACAUGUUUCAUGGCACUUUCCAACAAAAAAAACGACAAACAAAAGACACUUAUCAAACACAUUAAUAUGUAUAUCAAGAUUUACAGACGAUAAUUGGUUGUUGAAAGUGAAUUCAUCAAUCAAGUUACACGUAUUUAGGAGUCUUGGCAGGCCUUACGAGCAGCUGAGAGUCUAAAUUGAAUUAGUAUAUUACAUAAUAUUUUUUUGUUCUUUGACAGGACUAGUGAUUAGUUAUUGUACGUGAAAGACUGCAGCGUAUACAAUACUGUAUAUGGAUUGGAGUACAAUUUUGCUCUCAGGUUAGUGUGUAUGAUUAUGUAACCUGAGCUAUAACUCAGGAUAUUGUGCUGGAUAGGAUUACAAUUUAACUUGCCCAGUGACUUCAAGGAUAUAGAUUGUGAAGAGGAAGAAACUCUCCAUGUAAAAUGGUAAUUUCAAACUACAUUCUAAGUUUUUGAUAAUGCAUGACAGGUAUAAUAUGGACCAAAAAAAUUAGCAUUUAGACAACACUACAGGGUCAUUUGAGGAGCCUUAUGCGGAAACAGGGUUGUAUAAGUGAUUAUUGCUUUAGCUUUCCAUUCUCUUUUAUAAUGUAAUCACUAUGAAGCAGUGCAGUAAAUGACAACCAAUAGAUCUAUAAAGCCCAAAAGGUAGGACACUGGGCACAUGAUGAUGUGCUCUCAAAUGUAAAUCGGAGGAUGACUGUGUUACAAUUAACUGUUGUAGUCAGUUUCUGUAAUAAUUUCUUUCUCAGACAUCUCAAAUUAGACGUUGUUAGGUAGAUAUUUUGUACCUUAUUCUGUGAUAAUCAGCAAAUAUUUAAACUGUAGCAUGGUAUUUAUGUGUCACAAAGUAGGUCUAAAGAAAUAGCCUCCAAACUGAAGUUGGAUAGCAAGUGCAGAAAGCAUCAGGAUCAGACUCAAAAUGUGGUCCAGAAUAAAAUAGGAUUAGGGUGAUACUUGUGUCCUUUUAGGUGCCAGUGAUCGGCUACAGCUUGUAACAUUCUUUCAUGACAUUAUGUUUGACUCUGAUCUCUGACUCAUGGUAUUUUUACUGUGAUAUUUUUGUGAAUGUAACUUAUUUGUGCGGUAUUAGGCGAGUUCCUAUCUUACUUUUUUGUUCAGUGACUGCCAGGUGAUGUGCUUUGAAUGUAAUGUUGCCAUAUCUUCAAUACAAUCUGCAGUUUCAU